This is a messenger RNA of Arabis nemorensis, 282 nucleotides long. The record is from the annotation of a GenBank genome assembly. NCBI's taxonomy places the organism in Eukaryota, Viridiplantae, Streptophyta, Magnoliopsida, Brassicales, Brassicaceae.
AUGUUGCGACCGCGGCUACCCUUUUUGCAGGUAUCACCAUGCCUUCCGAGCAUCUCCCUACUCCAAACCUUGAGUAGGAGCAAGUCCUACGUGGACAUGUCUCUUCGUGGAGCAAAGUUCUUCUUCUACUUGAACUGCAUGGUGCUCGGAUAUGAGGCGGAUGCUCAUAGAGACAUGUCUCGUCUCGAAGAUGCUUGUGAAGAGUCUAAGGCAUUUGAGAAAAAUUUGAGAGAGGGAGAGAAAGUGUCUCGCAGAGUGCGAAAGAACGACCAACACGGUUAG